UCCUCCUAGAUACCCAAUACCGGUAUAAUUGCUGGGAGUAAGUUAAAGUGACAAGUUGUAGUUAUAAAGUCUCCAUAUCAAAGGGCAAUAUGAUCAAAGAUUAUGCCCAACCAAAAGACAGAUUCUCAUAAUUGUUUCUUUCCCUUUAGUUUUGGUAUCUUCUUCCUUCUUUUGUUAAUCUCCAUUACAGUUGCAAACUUCAAAGGGUCAUUUUCGAAACCGUAGUCCUAGCUUUGUCGCUGUUUACAUAUGGAUAAACCACCGUCAUUGUAUUACUUCUUCAGGGUUUGUGGCCUUCUGUAUAUCUCACAUAUUCCUGUUUCGAGAUGAAUUCUCUUCUUUUGUUAGUUUUGAAGUAGAAGUCUCUUUAGCUCUUUAGACAUAAAGGGAAGACGUAAGCAUCUUCUCUUGUAAUGAUUAUGAAUGGCCGGAAUCUUUGCCUUUGCCCGAGAAUUCAUGUGGAUUCAAGAUUCAAAUACCCGAAGCACCAAGAAAAUCCAGCAAUCAAUCAUGAAGGCAUCCACCAUCGCCAUCAUAUUCUUCUUCUUCUCAGCCUUCCUAGCUGUCUCAAUGGCUCAGCCUUCGAGCCCCGAGGAAACUUGCAUAAGAAGAAACCUGGGGCGAGGGCUAGCCCCGGGACCCGCAGGCGACUUCAGGAGGUUCAAGAACGGGUUUCCAGUGGACGCGCUCUGCGGCGACGUGGCACGAGCCUUGUGGUACUUCGUGAGGUUGAAUGGGAAGUUCCCUCCUCACUAUGUGAAGGCAAUGUGCAAUGUCUUUGGAGGUGAUGAUGGGAAGGUGAAGGCUUAUGUUGAGAAGAGAUGGUUGGGGCAUGUUGAGUUACUCCAUGGGUUUUCUUGUGCUUCUUCUCUUUGAGGAAAUCUUGUGGUUAUGUGUUUGAUCUUUUCUAUUGAAGAAGAAUGAAGAUGAAAGGUGACUUUGUGUGUUAGCAGGCAUGAUAAAAAAAAAAAAGAUGUUUUUCUA
Molecule: messenger RNA, 984 nt
Organism: Tarenaya hassleriana
Lineage: Eukaryota; Viridiplantae; Streptophyta; Magnoliopsida; Brassicales; Cleomaceae
Exons: 3
Coding region: 424-876 (150 amino acids)
Source: RefSeq, a predicted model, not a curated record